GGCACCUCCCCGAGUCCCUCCCACCCACGGCGCUCCCCUGCCGUCUCCAUCCAUUUCCUUUCCCAUUAUAUACACCAGACGCGUUCAGCUCUUUCUCCAUUCCAUUUUUCUCAUCGUCGUCCAAAAGCAAAAGGAAAAAAAAAAUAUAUCUGGGGGAAGAUAUUGGAAGAGACGACGUAGAGGAAGUACCAGAAUGGAAGGGAUAACGCUCACCGGAGUUCUCGCGGAGGCCGCUGGAGAAUUCCCCUCCCAGCGAGCCCUCUCGGUCCCUGGCAAGAUCGAGCUCACCCACGCCCGCCUCCGUGACCUCAUCGACUCCGCCGCCGCCCAUCUCGUCUCCUCCGGCGUCCGCCCCGCCGACGUCGUCGCCCUCACCUUCCCCAACACCGUCGAGCUUGCUUGGAUAUCCGUGCAGUUGGUGAUCAUGUUCCUCGCCGUGAUCCGCGCCCGGGCCGUGGCCGCGCCGCUCAAUCCGGCGUACACCCAGGAAGAGUUCGAGUUCUAUCUCACGGAUUCCGAGGCGAAGGUUUUGAUAACGAACUCCGAGGGGAACGCCGCCGCGGCCUCCGCGGCGGCGAAGCUCCAGAUCCCCCACUCGACCGCCGCCCUUCCCGACCCCGCCGGCCCGGUCCAGAUCUCCCUUCCUCACAGGCCCGACUCGAUCGCCGACUCGGUCUCGGCGAUCAUCAACGAGCCGGCCGACGUUGCGCUGUUCCUCCACACAUCCGGCACCACGAGCCGGCCUAAAGGAGUGCCGCUGACCCAGCAAAACCUGGCCGCCUCCGUCAACAACAUCCGGUCCGUGUACCGUCUCACCGAGACCGACUCCACCGUGAUCGUCCUCCCCCUCUUCCACGUCCACGGCCUCCUCGCCGGCCUCCUCAGCUCCCUCGCUUCCGGUGCCGCCGUCGUCCUCCCCGCCUCCGGCCGAUUCUCGGCCUCCACCUUCUGGUCCGACAUGCGCGCCGCCGACGCCACCUGGUACACCGCCGUCCCUACCAUCCACCAGAUCCUCCUCGACCGCCAUUUUACCCGGCCCGAACCGGACUACCCAAAACUCCGGUUCAUCCGUAGCUGCAGCGCGUCGCUGGCCCCGGCGAUCUUGGCCAGGCUCGAGGAGGCGUUCGGGGCGCCGGUCUUGGAGGCGUACGCGAUGACGGAGGCGUCGCAUCUGAUGUCGUCGAACCCGCUGCCGGAAGACGGGCCGCACAAACCCGGUUCGGUGGGCCGACCGGUGGGGCAGGAGAUGGCGGUUCUGGAUGAGGAGGGGGCUCGCCAGACGGCACACGUGCCGGGGGAGGUGUGCAUCCGUGGGCCCAACGUCACCAAGGGCUACAAGAACAACCCGGAGGCUAACGAAUCCGCCUUUAAAUUCGAGUGGUUCCACACCGGAGACGUCGGGUUCAUGGAUUCCGAUGGAUACCUCCAUCUCGUCGGUCGGAUCAAAGAGCUCAUCAACCGUGGAGGGGAGAAGAUAUCGCCGAUAGAGGUGGACGCGGUGUUGUUGUCGCAUCCGGACGUGGCGCUGGCAGUGGCGUUUGGUGUGCCGGACGAUAAAUUCGGCGAAGAGAUAAAUUGUGCGGUGAUACCGAGGGAAGGUGCGAAAUUGGAGGAGGAGGAGGUUUUGAGGUAUUGCCGGAAGAAUUUGGCGGCGUUUAAGGUGCCGAAGAAGGUGUUUAUAACGGAAUCGCUGCCGAAGACGGCGACGGGGAAGAUUCAGCGGCGGAUAGUGGCCGAGCAUUUCGUGGCGUUGCAAGCUUCAAAGGCUGGAGCGUAGAGAAAAAUAAGAAGCUCUUUUUUGGGAGGAAAAAAAAAAGAAAAGAGAAGAAAACAGAGUUUACUAUGUGUUGUAUGAAAAUGCUGAACAUUAUUCUCACAGCAUACCAAUGGAUUUUAGAUGAUGCAUUCGGAAAUGCAAACUUUCUCGCCGUCAUCAUGAUGAUAUUACGUAA
Messenger RNA from Elaeis guineensis (African oil palm), 1952 nucleotides. Its product is annotated as probable CoA ligase CCL9. The record is from RefSeq and is a predicted model, not a curated record. Gene Ontology annotation, biological process: fatty acid metabolic process. Lineage: Eukaryota; Viridiplantae; Streptophyta; Magnoliopsida; Arecales; Arecaceae. Gene Ontology annotation, molecular function: medium-chain fatty acid-CoA ligase activity.